AUGUCCACGGAUCGCAGCGCAGAAGACCUCGCCCUCGAGAUCGUGAGGGAGAAGAUUUUCCAGAGAUUUUACGAUGAACUGCCCUACGAGCUGACAGUCGUUCCGGUGUCCUGCAAGUCGCUACGGGACGGCUCCAUGCGCGUGGAGCACAUCAUUGUGGUGCCGCAUGAGGGCGUCAAGAAAAUCGUGGUGGGCAGUCACGGUGCCGCACUCAAGCACGUGGGCACCAGCGCGCGCAUGGAGCUGCAGCGCAUGUGGGGCCACAAGGUUCACCUCAUCCUCACCGUGAAGGUUGGCAAGUGA
This is a messenger RNA of Auxenochlorella protothecoides, 303 nucleotides long. Its product is annotated as GTPase Era. Bases 1 to 303 code for a protein of 100 amino acids. Lineage: Eukaryota; Viridiplantae; Chlorophyta; Trebouxiophyceae; Chlorellales; Chlorellaceae. Gene Ontology annotation, biological process: ribosomal small subunit assembly. The transcript has 2 exons. The record is from RefSeq and is a predicted model, not a curated record. Gene Ontology annotation, molecular function: rRNA binding; GTP binding; ribosomal small subunit binding.